Molecule: messenger RNA, 1026 nt
Organism: Procambarus clarkii (red swamp crayfish)
Lineage: Eukaryota; Metazoa; Arthropoda; Malacostraca; Decapoda; Cambaridae
Source: RefSeq, a predicted model, not a curated record
AUGGGUCGUCUUUGGCCACCUCCAGCGCCUCCAGAGAAGCCACUAGACGAUCCACUUCCAGAAUAUCCGCCUCCUGAACCUUCCGAGAAGCCACCUCCUGAGCCCCCAGAGAAGCCACCUCCUUUACCUCCAGAGAAGCCACCAGACGAACCACCUCCGGAAUAUCCGCUUCCUGAACCUCCAGAGAAUCCACCUGAGCCCCCUAUGAAGCCACCUCCUUUACCUCCAGAGGAGCCACCAGACGAACCACCUCCGGAAUAUCCGCCUCCUGAACCUCCAGAGAAGCCACCUCCUGAGCCCCCUAUGAAGCCACCUCCUUUACCUCCGGAGAAGCCUCCUGAUGAACCACCUCCGGAAUAUUCGCCUCCUGAACCUCCAGAGAAGCCACCUCCUGAGCCCCCUAUGAAGCCACCUCCUUUACCUCCGGAGAAGCCUCCUGACGAACCACCUCCAGAAUAUCCGCCUCCUGAACCUCCAGAGAAGCCACCUCCUGAGCCCCCUAUGAAGCCACCUCCUUUACCUCCGGAAAAGCCUCCUGAUGAACCACCUCCAGAAUAUCCGCCUCUUGAACCUCCAGAGAAGCCACCGGAGCCCCCAGAGAAGCUACCUCCUUUACCUCCAGAGAAUCCACGUGAGCCCCCUAUGAAGCCACCUCCUUUACCUCCAAAGGAGCCACCAGACGAACCACCUCCAGAAUAUCCGCCUCCUGAACCUCCAGAGAAGCCACCUCCUGAGCCCCCUAUGAAGCCACCUCCUUUACCUCCGGAGAAGCCUCCUGAUGAACCACCUCCGGAAUAUCCGCCUCCUGAACCUCCAGAGAAGCCACCUGAGCCCCCUAUGAAGCCACCUCCUUUACCUCCGGAGAAGCCUCCUGAUGAACCACCUCCAGAAUAUCCGCCUCCUGAACCUCCAGAGAAGCCACCUGAGCCCCCUAUGAAGCCACCUCCUUUACCUCCGGAGAAGCCUCCUGAUGAACCACCUCCAGAAUAUCCGCCUCUUGAACCUCCAGAGAAAGAAUCCACCUGA